Monoraphidium neglectum is the source of this 549-nucleotide messenger RNA. RefSeq lists its product as hypothetical. NCBI's taxonomy places the organism in Eukaryota, Viridiplantae, Chlorophyta, Chlorophyceae, Sphaeropleales, Selenastraceae. The record is from RefSeq and is a predicted model, not a curated record. The transcript has 4 exons. The coding region runs from base 1 to 549 and encodes 182 amino acids.
AUGCCGCCUCAACCCUUGCCGCCAGACGUCAGCAACUACCGCUGGAGGAACUUUGACGUGGGGGCCGCCAUGACCAUGUUCGACAUGAUCAGGGCGCACUAUGUGGAGAGGCUGUCGGUGCUGUACAUUCACAAUGCUGCCGUGGUGGUGAAGCAGCUGUACAAACUGGUCAGCCCUUUCAUCCACCCCGUGACGCGCAGCAAGAUCAUGUUUUUGCCGGAUGACCCAGCAGCAGCGGCGGCCAUCCUGGCGAAGCAGAUUGACCCCAAAAUCCUGCCCCCCAGCAUGGGCGGCUCCGGCGAGCCCAAGCCCGUCGAAGCUGCCUGGGCGCUGAUUGAAGAGCGCCGCGCGUCCGGACGCAGGGCGCCCGCGGCCACCGAGCCGGCCGCCGCGGCAGUUGAUGGGCCUUCUGAGAGCCCCAGCGCUGCUGAUGCUGCCGGGAUGGCGGUGCAGGAGGUUUUGGUGGACAUCAUCCCGCGGGGCAGCGCCGCGGCUGCGGCCGCAAAGGAGGGGCUCGAGCUGCCGCAGGCUGUGGUGGCGCUUGCGUGA